Priapulus caudatus is the source of this 3978-nucleotide messenger RNA. Its product is annotated as transducin beta-like protein 3. Gene Ontology annotation, molecular function: protein binding; U3 snoRNA binding. Bases 62 to 2899 code for a protein of 945 amino acids. Gene Ontology annotation, biological process: endonucleolytic cleavage to generate mature 5'-end of SSU-rRNA from (SSU-rRNA, 5.8S rRNA, LSU-rRNA); endonucleolytic cleavage in 5'-ETS of tricistronic rRNA transcript (SSU-rRNA, 5.8S rRNA, LSU-rRNA). The record is from RefSeq and is a predicted model, not a curated record. The transcript has 24 exons. Gene Ontology annotation, cellular component: nucleolus; small-subunit processome; 90S preribosome. NCBI's taxonomy places the organism in Eukaryota, Metazoa, Priapulida, Priapulimorpha, Priapulimorphida, Priapulidae.
GCAACUGUCGAGCGCGGACCAAUCUAAGAAAAAUGCGUGUCUUGUGUUAUCUAUAAUAAAUAUGGCUGCGCCUAUGCUGAAAGCAAAUUUUGCAGUACAGACGAAAUAUGAAGCUUUUUACAAAGGUGGAAAUGUACAACUCUCUCAUGAUGGGCUGCAUUUAUUUUGUUGCUGUGGAAACCAAGUGAAAAUACUAGAUGUCCAGACAGGGAAAGUGGAAAAGACAGUCGGACAGGACGGUGAAGAUGACAUCACAAGUUUUGUAGUUAGUCCGGAUGAUGAGUACCUUGUCAUAGCCACGAAAAAUCUCCUUUUGAAGCAGUGGGAUUGGAAGGAGGAAAAAUGUAUAAGAACAUGGAAGGCAAUACACACAGCACCGAUCCUUACUAUGUCAUUCGAUUCUACAUCUACACUCUUGGCAACAGGGAGCUCAGACUCUACGAUCAAGGUGUGGGACAUUGUCCGCCAGUACUGCACACACAACCUGAAAGGUUCUCAGGGUGUCAUCAGUGCUGUUUGUUUCCACCCCGACAUCAGUAGACUGCAGGUGAUUAGCAGCUCUCUGGAUUGUAAGGUGCGUGUGUGGAGCCUAGAGACGGGAACAUGUGACAGCGAGCUGGAAGGCCACUUCUCAGUUCCCACUGGCUUUGAUUUUAGUCAGGAUGGAAACACUCUGCUCAGCUGUGGACGAGACAAAGUUGUCAUACUAUGGAACCUUAAAACCAGCAAGAUGCUGAAAACUGUUCCAGUUUAUGAGACACUUGAAGGGGUCGUGCUGCUGCGAGAAAAUACACCUUUCCCGGCGCUGAACAUACCUGUUGGUGGCACUGAUGAUCUACACUUUCUAACAGCUGGGGAGAGAGGUGUGCUGCGGGUGUGGAACUCAAAGACCUCCAAGUGUGUUUACUCGAGCGUGAAAGACGAAGCCCUCGAGUCUAGUGCGGACGAUGGUGGUGAGAUUGUGGCGCACUCUAUCGUGCAUUUGUCCUACCACAGCACGCUGGCGGCCGUGCUCGUCGUGAAAUUCGAUCACACUGUCCUGCUGCACGGAAUAGAUGACCUGGCCGAACAAAAGCAGUUUGUUGGCUUCAACGAUGAGAUACUCGACAUCAAGUUGAUGGGAGCUGGCGAGAGUCACAUCGCCGUGGCAACCAACAGUCCGAACAUCAAGGUGUUUGAGUUGGCAACGUUCUGCUGUCAGGUGCUAAAGGGGCACAGUGAUAUUGUCCUCGCAUUAGACGUCAGCAACGAUGGAAGCAUGCUGGCCAGCUCGUCCAAGGACAACACACUUCGUUUGUGGGAGAUGAACAGUAAUUCGCACAUCGUUUCCUGCGUGGCUUUCGGAGCUGGACACACUCAUGCUAUCAACGGCAUUGCGCUUGGAAGAUGUCGAUCAAAUAUUUUGGUAUCCGUGAGCGACGACCAGACAUUUAAAAUCUGGACCUUACCAAGCGAUUUAUCUGCGGUCGUGCGGAAACUUCACGUACAAUGCACCGAGAAAGCUCACGAUAAAGAAAUCAAUGCUGUGUCGGUGUCACCAAACGACAGACUUCUAGCUACUGGCUCCCACGACAAGACAGCAAAGAUCUGGAGCACGGAUGACGGUAAGCUGCUAGGUGUAUGCAGGGGACACAAGCGUGGCAUCUGGUGUGUGCAGUUCUCACCCGUGGACCAGGUCAUUGCUACCGGGUCUGGAGAUGGAACUGUGAAGAUAUGGGCAUUAAACAAUUUCACAUGUGUCAAGACGUUUGAGGGACAUGAUGCAUCCGUGUUGAAGGUGACGUUCAUCUCAAAGGGAAUGCAACUUCUGACGGGUGGCUCGGACGGACUGCUGAAGCUGUGGACGAUCAAGCUGAGUGAGUGCAUCAGGACGUUCGAUGAGCAUGAAGCCAAACUGUGGGCACUGACUAUCGCCAAGGAUGAGGCAUGCAUUGUCACGGGUGCGGCCGACUCCAACAUCAUCAUGUGGAAGGAUGUGACAGAGACAGAGGUUGAAGAAGCUAGAGCGAAACAAGAGGCAGUCCUGCUGCAGGAACAGCGACUUUCCAAUCUCGUUCACAAUAAGAAGUACCUCAAGGCAAUAGGGCUGGCAAUCACCUUGGAGAUGCCCUUCAAAGUCUUGACAAUCAUGAAAGAAAUCUUAAAUGGCCAAUCGGGAAUAGACGACCUUGCGAAAACAGUCACGAAAUUGCGAAUGGAUCAAAUCGGUAAGGAAAAUGUUUUUUAUCCACACUUGGGUAAUGUUCUGAAAGAACAUCUAUCGUUGACGUAUGCGAAUCUCUCUCUCCACACAGAGCGCCAUCUACAGCGGAUGAAUCGCCUUGUGCAGCAGGCCACGUUUGUAGACUACACGUGGCAGUGCAUGCGAACCAUUACCAGCGCCAUCGAGCCAGCCGUGACUGAUGCAGCACGACAGCAAGGGCUCGUCUUCAAUAAACAACUGGCGCCGACGGAAAAUGGCAAUGACGAUGGCGACAUGGCUGUGGCGCCCUCUAACGUCCGUUUGAAAGCGUCGCAGCAGCCAGACAGUACCACUGGGAAUGCGAAGCGGAAGGUAAAGCGGAAAAGAUCACAAGUAGAGAAUAAAGACCAACCGAAAUCUGUGGCUGUCAAAGCGGACUCUGGUUCAGGUGGUGCCACGAAUGUCAGACCAGUGGGCGAUCACGAAGCAAUGGAUGAUGCUGACGCGCCUAAUUCGUUAAUCAGUGGUGGCCAGGUGACCAACAAGGCGUUGAAGAAGAGAGAACACGCCAGCGAGGCGCAACGACCGCGCAUCAAAUCUAAGAAGACCCGGUUAAGAGGCAAGAAUACACAAGUUGUUGCACAAACGACGAAGGCGAAACAUGAAGUAUUAAACACUAGGACGGCAAAAAAGAGUGCAAAGGUUGCUCAAGGUUGAGGGCAUGCCUCUGUGAAGGUCAUGCAAGAUAGAGGGUGGAUAUAUGUGAAGAUCAUCAAGGUUGAGGAUGGGAAUCUGUGGCGGUCCUGCGAGGUUGAAGAUGGCUGUCUGUGAAGGUCAUGCAAGGUUGAAGAUGGGUGUAUGUGAAGGUCAUACAAGGUUGAGGAUGAAUAUAUGUGAAGAUCAUCAAGGUUGAGGAUGGGAAUCUGUGGCGGUCCUGCGAGGUUGAAGAUGGCUGUCUGUGAAGGUCAUGCAAGGUUGAAGAUGGGUGUAUGUGAAGGUCAUACAAGGUUGAGGAUGGAUAUCUGUGAAGGUCAUGCAAGGUUGAAGAUGGCUAUCUGUGAAGAUCAUCAAGGUUGAGGAUGGGAAUCUGUGGCGGUCCUGCGAGGUUGAAGAUGGCUAUCUGUGAAGGUCGUGCAAGGUUGAGGAUGGGUGUAUGUGAAGGUCAUACAAGGUUGAGGAUGGCUAUCUGUGAAGGUCAUGCAAGGUUGAGGAUGGGUGUAUGUGAAGGUCAUACAAGGUUGAGGAUGGAUAUAUGUGAAGAUCAUCAAGGUUGAGGAUGGGAAUCUGCUGUCUGUGAAGGUCGUGCAAGGUUGAGGAUGGGUGUGUGUGAAGGUCAUGCAAGGUUGAAGAUGGCUGUCUGUGAAGGUCGUGCAAGGUUGAGGAUGGGUGUAUGUGAAGGUCAUACAAGGUUGAGGAUGGGAAUCUGCUGUCUGUGAAGGUCGUGCAAGGUUGAGUAUGGGUGUAUGUGAAGGUCAUGCAACGUUGAGGAUUGGGUGUGUGUGAAGGUCAUGCAAGGUUGAGGAUGGGUGUAUGUGAAGGUCGUGCAAGGUUGAAGGAUGGGUGUAUGUGAAGGUCAUGCAACGUUGAGGAUUGGGUGUGUGUGAAGGUCAUGCAAGGUUGAAGAUGGCUGUCUGUGAAGGUCAUGCAAGGUUGAAGAUGGCUGUCUGUGAAGGUCAUGCAAAGUUGAAGGAUGGGUGUACAUGAAGCUGGAGAGGUUGCAAACGGAUGUUAGUUAACUACAUAGUGAUAAUAUUUUUCGCUAACCAGGACAUUAUUAAAUAUGUAUUGUAGGAUAA